AUGCCCGACUAUAAAGCGAAAGGAGAGCUCAUGCGAUCAACAGCCUACUCCUUCUGCAAAGCCUUCACAACCGGCUCUCCUCCAUCCGAAACACUUGACAAAUACUUCACAUCCAACCCUAAGAUUCUCGAGCAUGGCCCGAAGUGGGCAAACCUACGUCUCCCAUUCCUGGGCAUCAAAUUCCACGGACGUCGCUCUCAAGGCUCCUCAACUGCCACAUCCCGCAGAACCUGCGAUGACUACUACGACCGUCUGACCUCUACAUUGUCCUUCCAUCCAUAUGAGAAUACCGUACCGCCAAAGGAAGAAUUCAUGGUGGAUGCUGAGGGAGGGACCGUGACGAUAAAGUUACGUGCGAAAUUUGCAAGUGUCAAGACGGGGAAGGACUGGGAAGAAGACUUUGUCUAUGUGCUGAGUGAAUUUGAUGAGGAGGGGAAGAUUGGAAGUCAAGAACUUUGGGCGGAUCCCUUAUCAGCUUGGGUGGCUGUUGGGGAUGAUUGA
Messenger RNA from Letharia columbiana, 501 nucleotides. RefSeq lists its product as uncharacterized. The transcript has a single exon. The coding region runs from base 1 to 501 and encodes 166 amino acids. The record is from RefSeq and is a predicted model, not a curated record. Lineage: Eukaryota; Fungi; Ascomycota; Lecanoromycetes; Lecanorales; Parmeliaceae.